This is a messenger RNA of Oreochromis aureus, 1503 nucleotides long. RefSeq names its product integumentary mucin C.1-like. The coding region runs from base 48 to 677 and encodes 209 amino acids. Lineage: Eukaryota; Metazoa; Chordata; Actinopteri; Cichliformes; Cichlidae. The transcript has 7 exons. The record is from RefSeq and is a predicted model, not a curated record.
UCUUUAGAAGCAGUGUCAUUAGUGUGCAUGAGAACAGAAGAAGCACCAUGGUCCCAUUCAGAUGGAUUGAAGUGUUUUUAUUCUCUCUACUAAUAUUUCAGUGUAGAGGCAACAAUAUAACAGCAACACAACCGGUAACAACACAAUCAGAAAAUACAACUACUAUUGAACCUACAUCAGCAAGUGGAACAGAAAGGACUUCAUCAGGUGACAACACAACAACACCAAAACCCACAACAUCAACAACAACAAAUACAACUACUAUAUCACCAUCAAGCGAACCUACAACAACAGCUGGAACAACUGGAAAAAAAUAUACAGAAAUUUGGAAAUGGUUUAUCGUUGUUCUUGUGGGAAUUGUGGUACUAAUACUUGCUAUAGUCAUCACCACAUGGAAAAAAUCAAAUGGAAGCAAAACACAGGUGGAAGAAGCGACUAAGGUGGCGGGUGAACGCAGCUGCCAAAAAAAUGCUGAUGAUGAAGAUGUCUCCUAUGUCUCUGUCAGUUUUAUCAGGAGGUCCAAGUGUAAAGCCAAGGUCUGUAAUCAUAAUGAUGAUGAAGAUGACACUGUGACUUACAGCACUCUGAAGUUUCCUUUCUCUUCUGAUGGCGUUUCCACUGAUCCCAGCGACCUCUAUUCCACUGUCAACAAACAAAAGAAACAAGUUCCAGCCUGAAGGUUACAUUCUUUUUUCUGAUCGAUUGUUUGCAUUAUAUGAUAAAUAUGUGAAAAACAUUUUUAAAUUUUUCUUUAACUAAAAAAAAAAGAAAGAAAAAAAUGACCUGCAUUUGAUAAGACGACACAUGCGAUUGACACACUGGCUAAAGUUUCCCACCUUUUAUUUAAGUUGAGUUGUACAGGAGAGGAUUUGGGACACUGGAAAAAGUGGGGAUGUCUUUUUUAAAAUUUCUGAGAAAAAAAUGUCCCCACUUGUUUUUUCCCCAGGGGAUCCUCUUCCAUAGAGUUAAGUUAUAACAGGACAGGUAAAUGUUUAAAAUUAAAAUGCUUUGUAUUCAGCUGUUAAUAUCUAUCAUAUGUCAAUGAUAAUGAUCUCUUUGGUAAACAAUUGUGAAAAAAUGUCUUCUUAAUGUACAAUCAUCAGUACAAACAGUAUCAGCUUUCGAGGUAGUGAAACAAAGAAACCACUGACACUCCCUCUAGAAGUUGAGGUUAACGUUUUAUACUGUGUGCUCAUGUACUGUAAGCAAAGUCAAUAUUUUAUGUCUCUUUGCCUUUUUAAUAAUGUUACCUUGUUUUGGAAAUGUAACAAAAACUUACUUGUUUAUGUCCAAUUGGAUUAACUGAUCUAAUUGUGUCUAUGAUAUAAUAUCAAUUAUUACUCCAACUGUAUUUUAAAUUUGCUUUCUUGUAAGUUUAGCAUCUACUAAUUAAGAUGUUUUUUGUAGAAAAAUAAAAUAUAAUGUCAAAAAUCCCACCAAAACAUCUCUGCUGUUUCACAUUCCAUUAAGCUGCUAUAGCACAAAUGAACACCUAACUAGCUG